AUGACACUCGCUCUUUUUCCUUUCUUGUCCUUCUUGACGGCAACGGUGGUUUUUGCUACGAAUCCGUCUGUCACUGUCGUUCAGUCUCUGGACAAACAGUUGGUACAAGUCGCCCGGGUCGGCCAACCUUAUUCUUGGACUUUUUCGGAGUAUACAUUCAACUCUUCUGAUGGGCCAUUAACCUUCACGACAUCCCUGUUGCCUAGUUGGUUGGGUUUCGAUAACUUGACGCGCACUUUUGAGGGAACUCCGUCAGCGAGCGACGAAGGUUAUCCUGACAUCACUGUCACUGCUCAUGCUUCAACUUCCUCAACGUCUUCUAGAUUCACAAUUUGUGUGACUCACUAUGCACCUCCGGUCUUGAAUCUACCCUUGUCGGAGCAGUUUGUACCCACUUCUCCCUCACUUUCUUCCGUCUUCUUUCUACGGUCCAACUCUGCUCUGAUUACAGAAAACCCUGCUCUGCGAGUACCGCGGAAGUGGUCUUUCAGUAUUGGCCUCCAAAGCAACACUUUUCAGUCAGAUCGGAAUAUUUUUUAUGAAUUACGAUUGGCGAAUGAUUCUAGCAUUCCUAUGUUCCUAAACUUCAACUCCAGGACUGUUACAUUGGACGGCGUAACACCAUCUGCUGAGAUAAUAACUGAACCUGUUCUGCUGCCUUUGGCUCUUCAUGCUUCUGACCAAGAAGGCUAUACCGCAAUCGCUGUUCCGUUCGACCUGAUAAUAGCGGAUCAUGAACUAUCUAGGACAACGGAUUCCCUCCCAACUAUAAAUGUAACGACAGAAACUUCGUUUGUCAUAAGCCUGUUGUCUGCUGUCGAUUUCAUGGGCAUCCUGGUGGAUGGUGAUCCCAUCCAACCAUCUAAUAUAUCCAGAUUGGAUAUUGAUGUUUCAAACCAUAGCAGCUGGCUUCGAUACGAUGUUCCAAGUCGGACCUUGUCUGGAAAACCUCCAACCAACAUUACUGGGUCGCCAACUUUGCCUGUCAUUCUCGAAACGCCAUUCAAUCAGUCAAUAAAAACUCAGGUUUCUCUUGCCUUAGUUGAAUCCUACUUUGUAAUGUCAGAUUUGCCGUCUUUGCAUGUUUCUAGAGGCGAUCAAAUCAUCUUCGAUCUCGCCCAGUGGUUUUCUCCUUCUCGGGCAAAUCCUGGCUAUGACCACACGAAUCUCUCCGCUUCUUUUGAACCAACUGCAAGCGCAAACUGGCUUCGCUUCGAUGAAUUGACGAACAAUCUGACUGGCACUGUUCCGGAAACCUAUGAAUCCACCUCGGACCAUAUUACCAUCACUUUUACUGCAUAUUCUCAUGAGACUCGCUCGACGUCGCACGCGAUUCUUACAGUGUAUGUUACUAACACAAGCAACACUAAAUCGCUGGCGCCUUCUCAUCCCAAUGGGCUUUCUACUGAAGCACACAGGCGACUGAUCUUGGCGAUCGCCAUCACGUUUGGGACCCUAGGUGGCAUGUGUACACUUGCUGGAAUCUUUGCAAUACUGAGACGAUGUGCAAGGGUAGAGGACACCGCGUUUCUCGACGAAGAAGGGAGACAUGCAUGGAGUGAAAAGGACAGAAGGUGGUAUGGCCUAACGCUCAGUCCAAACGGAACAAGGAUUGUAGAGAAAUCGGACCCGAUACAUUCUUCACCUAUGACAAGAUCGCCUGGGAGGAGGAGCAACAGAGCAUACAGUCCCUUGGGAUUGGACCUUCGGCGGGUGUCUGAACGUAGUCAACGACAUUCAUCAUCUAACGAAGAACUUCUAAGUCCUGCAGUUAUGAGUAAGAAAGAAUUUUUGUCGAGAAUCAAGGAGACUGUACGCAAGGUCAGCAAUAAGUACGCGAGGAAAGAUAUACCACCCACCAUUCGACCAGUCAUUGGAAAGCCAAUUCUUGUAGCGUCGUCUAGGCUAAAUGAUCAGGACCACAUAGAUUCUCCUUCAAACCCCUUCGACGAUAUUGAACCCCUCAGCCGCCCAGGAAGCGCGUUCAUUUCCGGAUCACCCUCAGCUUCCACAGCGGAACAUUCUAUUCCUAGGCGACGAGCGGACUUUGCGACUCCCAGGAACCCUGCUCAAGUACAUUUUAACGAUGGUUUGCUUGUUAGACAGGUUUCUACUGGGUCUAUGGGGGCGAAUAGCUUCGUUAGUGGAAGAAGCGGUUUGUCGGCUAACUCAUAUGCAGAGGUGUCCAUGGGCCCUCCUACACGGCCUCGACUAGUUCCAUUCACGAACUCCACGCGAGUCCCAGUCCCACACGUCGUGAUGCCUACUGGUCAGGGCGCCGGUUUCGCUUCAAACAGGAUUACAAGUCAAAGGGCCAACGUGAUUGUCGAAGGUGUCAAGCCCAGCGGCUCGAGCGAUGGCCUUUCAAUGGGAAUUCAUUACGUCCGCUCUUUGGGUGCAGAUCAGUUGGCAGUCAAUUCGAGUCACAUAUCUGGAUCAUCCCCAGUCUUAUCUAAUGUGAGGUCGUCUUUCGCUUCCUUGGAGUCCUCGCACGUUGGCCAUAAGUCUGCAGUUGACAUGCAGGAGAUGCGAGUUCUGGUCAGAGUAGGAGAGAGAUUCAAAUUUCGGGUCGCUAUCCCUGGUAAACACACAAGUGGUUUCUAUGUCAAGCUUACGUCUGGACAACCACUGCCAAAAUUCAUCCAUGCGGAUCUCAACGGAAUCAGCAAUAAAGGCGCGCUAGAGUUCACCGGAGUGGCAACAUUUCAUGAAAUCGGGGAAAGGGUUGUGGGUAUUUACGCCGAGAAGGACGGUGUUUGUGUAGCCAGCGUAGUGAUCGAGGUGGUGGGGAAGCGUUAA
Messenger RNA from Psilocybe cubensis, 2799 nucleotides. RefSeq lists its product as uncharacterized. Lineage: Eukaryota; Fungi; Basidiomycota; Agaricomycetes; Agaricales; Agrocybaceae. The transcript is spliced from 2 exons. Gene Ontology annotation, cellular component: membrane. The record is from RefSeq and is a predicted model, not a curated record. Gene Ontology annotation, molecular function: calcium ion binding. Bases 1 to 2799 code for a protein of 932 amino acids.